CAAUGUGUUCAUCGGCCACCGCUUCCCCUUCAGUGGAUAAAGAAAACGGAAGUAUUGCACAUUUAAAUGUACAAAACCUUUUGGAAUGUAAAAAAUCCGUUGGAAUUAAAUGACUGACCGGUGAUGAGGUUGGCACUCAAAGCGUUAAGAUUUUGGCACCGAAGUAGCGGAAUGAAUACAAGAUUCUACAGCUUGCCUGGCUCGAGCGGUGCUCCAUUGUUUUUAUGAUGUGGAGAGCACUCGUGGCAAUGUGUAUUAGCUCGCCCUGGCCUGCAUUGCGUCGAAUUCCCCCCAACCCACACGCGAGCGCGCGCGCGCGCGCGCACGCACGCACACACACACAUUCACACACACUCGCACACAUACACACAGUCUCUCUCUCUCUCUCUCUCUCUCUCUCUCUCUGUUAUGUAUGCGAAAUGCAGCGCAUUUUUUUCUUCUUCUUGUAAUUACAAAUAGCCGUCGUUCUUCGCAGCCCCCUCCAUUCUAAACACAGUAUGAAGGAAUACCCGAGCGCCCCGGGACGUCUGCAUCCUGCCCGCGCCAAACAGGAAAAAACCGUCAAAUUUCUGCUGAUGUGGCAGCGUCGAGUAGCCUAAUGGAAAGAGUUUGCUUAUUGCCCCUUAAGAUAUUCAGCUUUCAGUCCCGCCAUCCUGAUGUCUCGCGCUGCAUAGCACGCCGAACUGAAGUGCAAACGGGCUAGGAUCGCCAGAUAUUUGUUUCCGCUUUUUAAAAAAUCUCUCUUACUGGCUCUUGUACUUUCCCUUUCUUUUCGGCAUGGUUUUAUAUCGCUUUGGCUUGAGGACUUCAACCCUCCGAGACUUAAACCUUUCUGAGAUCUAUCUGUUCAGGUCAUCGUAAGCUUACACCAAAAUGCUAGGGAUGCUUGUGUGGAUAAUGCAGUCUAUGACUAUUACAGGAAAGCACACACAGAGUGCACUGUGAACUGAUUACAUUACGAAACAGGGUCCGCGAAGUUAUCGCGUUAUCGGAACCCACGAAACAUACGCAUUCCUGUAUAAGAAACCGACUCUCAAGAUAAGAGCUCUCCCGGAACAUUUGCAACGCGGAAAAGCAAUGAUCGAGACACCAAGAACCGCCGGGAGAGCGCACUAAGGGAAGACGGCCUGUCGCACGCGCUAGAUAAGCUUUACAGGAAUAGAAAUUGGAGAAGAGAACCGCGAUAAGACUGAAUGUCUGUUGAACCGGGCUAACGAAACCCUGCACAUCACACAGUCACCAGUCCGAUUUAGACCAGCGGAAUGACUGUAGUGGCCGGAGAUAACAUGGACGAGACCUCGGCUCUGCCCGGGAACCCGCUGGACACGUACUUCCCUUACCACGAAGACCACGAAUGUUGUGAGCGAGUGGUCAUCAACAUAGCCGGGCUUCGCUUCGAGACUCAACUGAAAACCCUGGCGCAGUUCCCCGAGACUCUGCUGGGCAAUCCCAAGAAAAGGAUGCAGUACUUCGACCCACUGAGAAAUGAGUACUUCUUUGACAGAAAUCGUCCGAGUUUCGAUGCCAUUCUCUACUACUACCAGUCCGGUGGCAGGUUGAGAAGACCGGUAAACGUACCUCUGGAUAUGUUCUCGGAAGAGAUCAAAUUUUACGAGCUCGGGGUGGAAGCGAUGGAAAGAUUCCGUGAGGACGAGGGGUUCAUACGAGAGGAAGAGCGUCCUUUGCCCGAAAAAGAAUUCCAACGCCAGAUGUGGCUUUUGUUUGAGCACCCAGAAAGUUCAGGGCCCGCCAGGGGAAUUGCUAUAGUGUCCGUCAUGGUCAUAUUGAUUUCAAUUGUCAUAUUUUGCUUGGAGACCUUGCCCGGACUGAAACAAGACCCCGCGGGGCAUCUGGAAGUCAUGGGGAACACUACCUUCUACUAUAAACCAAAUAUAUUGACAGACCCGUUCUUUAUUGUGGAGACCCUCUGUAUCAUCUGGUUCUCGUUUGAGUUGAUAGUGCGUUUUUUCGCCUGCCCGAGUAAGGCGGCUUUCUUUAAGAACGUGAUGAACACUAUCGACGUAGUGGCCAUCAUUCCCUAUUUUAUCACUCUGGGGACAGAGCUCGCGGAUGAUCAAGAAGGCAAAGAGGUCAAAGGAGAGCAGGCGACGUCCUUGGCUAUCCUCAGGGUAAUCCGUCUGGUUAGGGUAUUCAGAAUAUUCAAGCUUUCACGGCACUCGAAGGGUCUGCAGAUUUUAGGGCAGACCCUUAAAGCCAGCAUGCGCGAGCUGGGACUACUCAUUUUUUUCCUCUUCAUAGGCGUCAUCCUGUUCUCCAGCGCCAUUUUCUUCGCCGAAGCCGAGGAGAGCGGGUCUCACUUCACCAGCAUCCCGGACGCGUUCUGGUGGGCUGUGGUAUCCAUGACAACCGUAGGCUACGGGGACAUGUACCCAGUGACGAUAGGGGGCAAGAUCGUGGGAUCCCUGUGCGCCAUUGCCGGCGUGUUGACGAUUGCGCUUCCGGUACCUGUCAUCGUCUCUAACUUUAAUUACUUCUACCACAGGGAGACCGAAGGGGAGGAGCAGGCUCAGCUUUUAAAUGUCAGCACCCCGAACAUCGCAUCUGACUCCAACUCAAGCCGCCGCAGUUCUUCUACCGUCAGCAAGUCAGAAUAUAUGGAGAUUGACGAGGACAUAAAUAACAGCAUUGACAAUAUAAGAGAGGCAAACCUCAAAACUGGGAACUGCAUCGUAGCCAACCAAAAUUGUGUUAACAAAAGCAAGCUGCUAACUGACGUUUAGAACUUUAAUUCUUGCCGCCACUGCACUCAAAGGACUCCUCACUCCUUGAAUAGCCUGUUCUGUACUUCGCCUGUAUCCGAAAGCUUUAUUUGCAUAAUGCGUUCUUGCAUUGCGAUUUUAAGCCCCAGCAAGAUCAAAGGAGAAACACUUUCAGAAUAGGCCUCAUGAAAGAUGAAUAUGUUUUCUUUUGAAAUGGGAUCCUUGCAAGCUGAUACAGGAGCAAUCUGUUAACCUGGGUGAUUCAAAUAUGACUGUAGGCUACAACAAAUCCACUACACCGGACUUCUUUCAAUUGCUUGUCAAAACAGACUAACUGAUGGUUUAAAAAAAAUAUGUUAUGCAUGGACUCAGGCAACCUGGAAUGUCUCUUGAGUUAUUAAUUCUACUGAAACGCACGCAUCUGCAGCUAUCGAUCAACGUACUUCUUCGUGACAGGUGACCAAGCUAUACUAACCAGCCUAAAGCACUUUAACGAAACCUACAAAAAGACUGGUCUAUCGCAGCGAGAGGAAAUAACGGUCUCGAAGACGUCCACAAUGCUGCUAUUCUAUCGCAGAUGCUGUAAUUUCAGAAUGUUGCCGUGUGGAACAUGUGAGAUGCCGUGCCCUUUAUAUGCUCGAUAGCACAAUGACAACAAAAAAGGAAGAAAAAGUUAAAUAUUAGCAUGUUCAGAUAUUCUAAUUUUUUAAUAUUGGCAUGCGUGAAACAUUACCUCAUUACAAUCAGAUUUCUUUGUUGUUUGAUCCCAUUAUUAUUAUUAUUAUUAUUAUUAUUAUUAUUAUUAUUAAGUUUCUCAUUUGCUUUCACCAAAAGUGCACUAGCUAUCAAUAAUUUAAGUUGUUAAUAAUUUAAAAGUAUUUAAGUGCUGAAUGUUAAAUCCUUAGGGAACAGUAAAUUCUGCAGAUCAUUGCAUGUCAAAAGUGCUCAGCAUUAUAGCCUAAUCGACUAAGGUACUAUGUAUCCUAGUAUAUUUAAUGCAUGACGUCAGCAUUAAGAAGCUUGCGGUAAUGAAUGAUUUAUCGAACGACUUUUUUCCUCGUUAUUGUUUGGGACGUGAGGAAGCGCCGUGACCACGGCGUGCGUCCCAAAACUUGACUAUGUAUAAAUCCCAGGCCAACACGGGAAAAAAAGGUUUUAAAACCAUAAAAAGAUUAAAGGGGAACGGAUCAAAAGGUAUAUCAUAUAGCCUGCACUUAGCACCCAUUACAGUCAACACUCAUUUAAGGGUGCACUGCAUGGACGUUCUAUAAAUAAGGAAGCUAAAAAAUUGCAAUGUAAAUGAUGCAUCCCUAUUGCGUUAUUUUAAUAAGUUUGCUAGUGCCUUUGACCCUGUAACCCAUUGGAUUGUUGAAAGUGCCUCAUUGUACACUAGAAUAACACAAUUUAAAGUUGAAGUGGAGUGAUUCUUUGCUCAAUUGCACUAAUAAUCAAUCCAUGUGUUCUUUAGUGACCAACAGUUAAAUACCCCAAGCUUACGUUAGCAAGUGUUCUGAAAAAUGAGUGAAUUCUUGGAUGUAGUGAAGAAGUGAAAAUGUCUGAAUUUGUGUCUGAAUCGAAGCUUUGGGCUGCCGUUCAAAUGGCACACUGUGUGUCAGCCUCAGUGAAAUCCCCAAUACGACUUCAUUAUGAGUCAAUUAUGAGUAACCUAUACUAGUAAAAUUCAUCUUAAUCUAUACACUUUUUCUCAACAUACUGUACCAACAUACCUAUUUGUUAUUCAUUUUUCUAUUUUUUAUUUUUUAUUUUUCGUUGUCUAACUGCCCUGCGGUGGAUUGGGGGCCUGUCCAGGGUGUAUUCCUGCCUCUUACCCAAUGCAUGCUGGGAUAGGCUCCAGCACCCCCUGCGACCCUGCCUAGGACAAGCGGGUAUAGAUAAUGGAUGGAUGGAUGGAUGGUUGUCUAACUCAGCUGUGGUGGUAUUAUUCAAUGCAGCGCUCGUUAUUUGAAAUGUUAUUUGAAUUUAGCGUUCAGCUGAUUGUCAUGCUUUUGGACAACCACUUUUAAACCACUGGGAUACCCGGAAGAGUAACGCAGGCACUUAGCGUGAAUGAACCCCAGACCCUGACCCCUCCGAGGCACGGCCGUAAGUCAUGCGUAGUCGUAGGAUUUAUAGAUUUCAAGUCAGAAAGCUGUAGACUUUGGGAGAGUCUGUAAGGGGAUGUCUGGUAUGGAAGGGGCAUACUUCAGACUUCAGUUUCGAACAACAGGAAACCCCACCCCCCCUCCCCCAACAAAAAAAUUUAAAUAAAAAGCAAAACUGAAUAAUAAUAGAGGGCAUUAUCCAAUUCUAAAAGGGACAUUUCUCCCUUACUAGACCUUCUCAUAUAUUUUUAAAGACAUAAAAUUGUGUUGUGGUUAUCUAGAUACAGUGAGCUCCAUAAUGUCUGGGACAAACAUAUAUUUCUUGAUUUGGCUCUGUACUCCACAAUUUUAGCCUUGCAAUAAAACUAAUCACAUGUGGUUAAAGUGCAUAUUCUCAGUUUUUAUUUAAAGGUAUUUUAUACACUUUGGUUUCAUCAUGUAGAAAUUGCAGCACUUUUUAUACACAGCACCCCAAUUCAGGGCACCAUAAUGUUUGGGACAUAAUAAUGGUAUGAAAUGAAAAUAGUCAUCCUUAGUACUUAGUCACUUAUCCUUGCAUGCAAUGAGUGCUUGUAGUCUGUGACCCGUAGACAUCACAAGGUGCUGAGUGUUUUCUCUGAUGAUGCUCUGCCAAGCUUGUACUGCAGCCACGUUCAGCUCCCGUUUGUUUAGGGGGUUAGUUGGCUUACAUUUUCUCUACAGCAUAUGAAACACAUGUCCAAUUGGAUUCAUAUCAGGUCAAUGACUUUGCCAGUCAAGAAUUAUCCAGUUUUUGGGAAACUUCUUUGUUGUUGUUUUUAGUAUGUUUGGGAUCAUUGUCUUGCUGUAGGAUGAAGCGCCAUCCAAUGAGUUUGGAGGCAUUUGCUUGAACUUGAGCAGAUAAGACGCUUCUGUACAUUUCAGAAAUCAUUCUGCUGAUGAUGUCAGACGUUAUAUCAUCAAUGAAGACAAGUGAGCCAGUAUCUGCUGCAGCCAUACAUGCCCAAACCAUAACACCCCCGCAGCCAUGUUUCAUAGACAAGGGGGUGAGGGGGGUGCUUUGAAUCUUGGGCAGUCGUUUUUGGCCUCCUCACAUUGCUGUUGCCAUCACUCUGAUACCAGUCAAUCUUGGUCUCAUCUGUCCAACAAGACAUUUUUCCUGAACUCAACUGGCUCUUUCAGGUAUUUCUUAGCAAACUGUAACCUGGCCAUCUUAUUUUUGAGCUGACCUAGUGCUUUGUGUCUUGCAUUUGUCAGGACAGUGAGGACUGAGUAAAAUAUGCAUAUGUUCUGAAUACAACAAUGUAUGAAAAGUGCUGUAAUUUAUACAUGGGAAACAGUAUAAAAAUAAAAGUUGAGUAUGUGCCCUUUAAAAGCAUGUCAAUUGUUUGAUUACUAAUCUGAAAUUUUGCAGUAGAGAGCCAAAAUAAAAAAAAAGAUGUCUUUGUCCCUAGGAUUAUGGAGCUUUCCAUGUCCUACAUCUGAAACGUUUCUCAGAGCUGCCACCACAUGGGUCACGAUUGUCCAUAUGUUGUUCUUAGUUUUGUUGAGGCGUUUGGACUUCUGAGGUUGUUGUGCAAAGGAAAAGACAGGAACCACAGCUACCUUAACCUUAAUGCAGGUAUGUUUAGUCCUCGCUUUGAGGCAGAAUGGUGAAAUAAUAAAUAUGCAUGCUCUCUGUAUCCUCCCACAAUGUUUUAUUGAAAGAAAAUACGCACUGGAAGAGCUUGAUGUACAUAACUUGUGGACAUUCCAAGAGACAAAAGGGUAACAUACAAAUUCAUACUAUUUAGAAAUUAAUGAAGUUUGAAAAGGUAACGCAGGCUAAAUUGCUAGACUUGUAUUAGUGAGAUACUAAUCCAGGGGUGUUCAUCUCUGGUCCUGGAGGACCAAACUCUGUGCUGAUUUUUGACAUAUGUGCAGGCUGCAGUGUAUGUUUGUUUUCAUUCCAACCAGUCGCAAUUUCAGAAUUUUAACAAGCUGUUAUCUUUUCUUAGUGAGGUGGUUUUUAGAGGGACUGUUUAUCCCCUUAAGCCACACUAUCUAAACAGAACUCAAUGUCCGCUGUCCUAACACUAGUAUGGCUGACUAGCCUUCUAUCAAGCUUGGUAGCUGGAUAAUGUUUGUCUACUCAGAGAGCUACAAUACGGUCCCAUUGGGUUUGGCUGGCAGUUCAUCGGCUGCCACUGCACUGGACGUUUCUAAAAUGGCCGACGUUAUGAAGGCAGGAGAUUUCCGUUACUUAGGACACACGGCUCGUUCUCACUCAGCUGCAGUCCACGGUUCGCUUCGUCCCAGCAGCGCACUUCUUCUGCAGCCAUGGCUUCUGAUUUUCUACAAGUUAUUGUUUCUUUUUUUUUAUUUAUUUU
Messenger RNA from Anguilla rostrata (American eel), 7170 nucleotides. RefSeq names its product potassium voltage-gated channel subfamily A member 1-like. Gene Ontology annotation, biological process: protein homooligomerization; potassium ion transmembrane transport. The record is from RefSeq and is a predicted model, not a curated record. NCBI's taxonomy places the organism in Eukaryota, Metazoa, Chordata, Actinopteri, Anguilliformes, Anguillidae. The transcript is spliced from 2 exons. Gene Ontology annotation, molecular function: protein binding; delayed rectifier potassium channel activity. Bases 1263 to 2741 code for a protein of 492 amino acids. Gene Ontology annotation, cellular component: juxtaparanode region of axon; synapse; voltage-gated potassium channel complex.